GCACCUCAAAUUCAGAGCUAAGAACAAACCAAACAAGCAAAGAGGAAGGGAGGACAGAGAGGUGUAUCGAAAUGACGAGGAAGAAGGUGAAGCUCGUGUGGAUUGCAAGCGACAAUGCAAGAAAAGCCAGUUUCAAGAAGAGAAGGCUCGGAUUGAUGAAGAAAGUGAGUGAACUCACUACUCUCUGUGGCGUUUACGCCUUUGCCGUCGUCUACGGCCCCGAUGACGACAAUCCAGUCAUCUGGCCGUCCCUCUCUGCUGCUCAACAUCUCUACCGUCGCUUCCAUAGCCUGCCGGAGGUCGAACGCCAGAAGAAAAUGACGAACCAGGAGACCUAUCUGAAGGAACGUACGGCCAAGGCGCAGGACCUGUUGAAGAAGCACAUGAAGAAGAAUCAGGAACUCGAAAUCGACCUUCUGAUGCACCAAUUGCAUCAAGGUCGUCAGAUUUACCAACUCUCCACUGAAGAAUUGCUCGGAUUGUUCUGGAUGGUCGAAGAGAAGAUGAGAGAAUGCCGAAAACGAAUCGAGUAUCAUCAACAGGUGCAUCGUCUUCAUCCUCCUCCUGGAUUUGUUUCUUCUAACACUCCUUUGCUUCCAACAGGAAGUAACGAGAUGGAUCUGGUGGAUAAUGGAAGGAAUUUAAUGGAUCAAUGGUUUAUUGAUAUGGUGAUGAACUCGAACGAUAAAAUCGGAGGCAGUAGUAGCAGUAUGGCAGGGGAGUUAGGGUUCCAAUCUGAAGGAAAUGUCGGAGGAAAUUCGAUGAUGGAGGUCGUCGAUUUGGGCGGAAGAACAACAAUUACUGCUGAGGGAGAUAUGGAUGAGAACAAUCUGCUCUGCGAUUGGAAUUUUGGGGGAACAGGUUGCGGGAUGAGCGAGAUUGAGAAACUUGUGAGCAACCUUGGUGGCGUUGACGACAAUGCAAGCCCUAUGGAUUUGGCUAAUCCGCAAGCGAACUACGGAAUAAUCGGUGACGGCGGCGAUGGAGCGAGCGUUGAAGCAGAGAUGAUGCUUCAUGGAUUAUUCGGAAGCGGAACCCGAAGCAGAAGCAGCAAUGGAACUGAAAAUGAGACUCUGAUCGAGAAAGUGAACGAAGAGGAGGAAGAAGAAGAAGAUGAAGAUGAUCUUCUCAACAAGGAAUGGCCAAACAACUUUACUCCAUGAACGCCUUGCUGUUUAAGGUCUGAAUACCUGUGGUGAUCUCAAUAAUGGAGGAUUUGGGUUCUGAAUCCAAUUUUCCUCUCAGGGUGUUUUUCCUUUUUUCUUUUUUUCCUUUUUUCUUUUUCUUUUUUAAUGUAUCUUUUGAUGUUAUGAACCCUGAAAUUACCUAAACCAAUAGGUUAGGGCUCAGUUUCUGGUCACCACCUCAAUCCUAAUCCCCCCCUUUCUAAAUGUAAACUAAUGGGAAAUAUUUAGUCUUAAUUAUGCAUUUCUAAGACAAAAGCUUCA
Cucurbita pepo subsp. pepo (vegetable marrow) is the source of this 1448-nucleotide messenger RNA. RefSeq lists its product as uncharacterized. Gene Ontology annotation, biological process: positive regulation of transcription by RNA polymerase II. The record is from RefSeq and is a predicted model, not a curated record. NCBI's taxonomy places the organism in Eukaryota, Viridiplantae, Streptophyta, Magnoliopsida, Cucurbitales, Cucurbitaceae. Gene Ontology annotation, molecular function: DNA-binding transcription factor activity, RNA polymerase II-specific; protein dimerization activity; RNA polymerase II cis-regulatory region sequence-specific DNA binding.